AGAAGCAAAAGAAAAGUAGGAUCUUUAACUCAAGAUCCAGGGAAUGAAUUGAAGUUAAAGAUGUACGCCCUUUUUAAGCAGGGUUCUUUAGGCAAAUGUAAUACACCAAAGCCUGGGACUUUGGACUUUGUUGGAAAGGCAAAAUGGAAUGCAUGGAACGAUUUGGGUGAUUUAUCACAGGUAGAUGCACAAAAACAGUAUAUAGCACUUGUGGAAUCUUUACUAGGACAAAAAUCCAAGACCAACAGCCAACCCAACAAAGACAUUAAUACAUCAAAUGAGUUUGAAAAUAUUCUUGUCUCUACUGAUGGCGGUUUGAGGACAAUCACAAUGAACAGGCCUGAUAAAUACAAUGCUUUGACCCCAAAGUUUUGUCAACGCCACUAA
Molecule: messenger RNA, 387 nt
Organism: Xenia sp. Carnegie-2017
Lineage: Eukaryota; Metazoa; Cnidaria; Anthozoa; Malacalcyonacea; Xeniidae
Product: acyl-CoA-binding protein homolog 1-like
Exons: 5
Coding region: 61-387 (108 amino acids)
Biological process (GO): fatty acid metabolic process
Molecular function (GO): fatty-acyl-CoA binding
Source: RefSeq, a predicted model, not a curated record